GCGGCAGUAUUUAGCACAGUCCUCAGCCAGUCGCUCAGUCAACCAACAGCUCAAGCACAGCUUUUCAGCACCACAGAAUCGCGGACAGCUCCUCAAUUACAGACAACAUGGUUCUGAUCUGGACACAGUUUGGAGUGAAAACCAAAAAUGUGAAGUGCAAGGUCCGCGUUAUGAACAGGAAUGACAGCUCGGGCUCAUCAGGAGAGACCCAAAAAGACCAAGAGGUGCCUGUACUGCCCAUCAAGCCUGUAGGGAAGGAUUUCUACAAGGUGUUGGGUGUCGAGCCUGAUUCAAACGAAGAUGAGAUCAAGAAGGCAUACAGAAAGAUGGCCCUGAAGUUUCAUCCCGACAAGAAUAGCGAUGCAGAUGCUGAGGAGAAGUUCAAGGAGAUCGCUGAAGCUUAUGAGAUUCUGACCGACCCCAAGAAAAGGGUUAUCUACGAUCAGUUUGGAGAAGAAGGCCUUAAGAACGGAGGUGGGGUGUCCAUGGCAGGCAAGGAGAACAACCCCCAUCACUACAGUUACCACGGCGAUGCCCACGCCACCUUCUCCUCCUUCUUCCAGGGCUCGGACCACUUUGACAUCUUUUUCGGUCCCGACGGUGAGGAGGAGCUAUUCAACCCCUUCAGCCGCUUCACUUUCAGCCAUGUCGGUGGCUACCACUGUAACUACGGACCCAAUGGCGAGAAGCUUCGCCGCGGGCGUCGCCGUCUGCAGGGCGUGGCGGUCGUGCACGACCUCCUGGUGACCCUGGAAGAGGUGUUCCACGGCUGCACCAAGCACAUGAAGAUCACACGCAGCCGCCUGAACCCAGACGGCCGCAGCCUGCGCACGGAGGACAAGGUCCUGAACGUGGUGGUGAAGAAGGGCUGGAAGGAGGGCACCAAGAUCACCUUCCCCAGGGAGGGCGACGAGACACCCAACAACAUACCUGCCGACGUGGCCUUCGUCCUGAAGGACAAGAAACACCCCCACUACAAGAGGGACGGGUCCAACAUCAUCUACACGGCCAAGAUCACCCUCAAAGAAGCUCUAUGUGGAUGCACGGUCAAUGUUCCCACCCUCGACAACAGGACAAUGCCUCUGCCAUGCAGUGACGUCAUCAAGCCGGGAGCCAUCCGGCGGCUAAGGGGAGAGGGGCUACCACACGCUAAGACCCCCUCUACACGCGGUGACCUGGUGGUUGAGUUCCAGGUGGUGUUCCCUGACAGGAUCCCUCCCCAGUCCAAAGAGAUCAUCAAACACAGCCUUGCCGGGUGCUAAUGCGCUAGCAUCCCAUCACGCUAACGCCCACAACAGAUUGACACUGUGUAAGCCAACACAUUCACAGCCUUACCUGGUGCUAUAGGAAUUCAGCACAGCUUCUCCCUGUGGUCGGUUUCCAGGGCGCAGAAGAGGGUCAGAUGGAAAGUUGAAAAAUGUUUCUACAAUAGGCACAAUUCAUAGGCUUAUUUACUUUCUAAGAUGCCACAAGGAGAAAGGUUUACAAUUAAACUGGGGAAUGGACCCCCAGUGUGUCAAGGCAUGUCUACUGAUUAACUUUCCAGCCUUUCUCUUGAAUGAGAAGGGUAGAGGUACUGUUACUGUGUAUACUGCUUGCAUAUAUCAGGAACUUGGUAUGCCAAUCAGGUCAUUUGACUUAAAACAGAAACCUCUGGUAGUUGAUAGUCACGUGACUAAAUGAAACUACCACUAAUGUGGUUGUAUGGUCUUUAUAUGACUGCGGUUUUACAUUGAUUUAUUACAAUAACAAAUAUGUACUUGUGUACAAGAGUGUACUUCUGUACAAACAUAGUUAUAACUUUGUCUCUAAAAGAGAUUCCUCUGUCAAAUGUUCAACUGAAUCAUUUGAAAUGUUUGUAUAUAUUUGUGCUUUAACAUACCGGAUGUUAAUGUAUUAUUCUGAAUUGACAAAUGGACAAAAAUAAAAGCAUGUUAAAGAAAUAAAAAUACCUGAAUCUUAA
Esox lucius (northern pike) is the source of this 1963-nucleotide messenger RNA. RefSeq names its product J domain-containing protein. Gene Ontology annotation, biological process: negative regulation of transcription by RNA polymerase II. The record is from RefSeq and is a predicted model, not a curated record. The transcript has 4 exons. Gene Ontology annotation, cellular component: cytosol. NCBI's taxonomy places the organism in Eukaryota, Metazoa, Chordata, Actinopteri, Esociformes, Esocidae. Gene Ontology annotation, molecular function: protein-folding chaperone binding. Bases 108 to 1262 code for a protein of 384 amino acids.